Amyelois transitella is the source of this 1069-nucleotide messenger RNA. RefSeq lists its product as uncharacterized. The record is from RefSeq and is a predicted model, not a curated record. Lineage: Eukaryota; Metazoa; Arthropoda; Insecta; Lepidoptera; Pyralidae. Bases 140 to 667 code for a protein of 175 amino acids. The transcript is spliced from 7 exons.
CCGGCUUUGAUCGGGAGAGUACGCCUCGCGUCCCACGGGAGCAAACAAAUGAAUAUGUGAUACACGUAACUUGACAAACUUUUGUAUGGUAUGCAAUGUGAACUGAACUACAUUGAAGAAUCGUCAAAUCUGAUAAAAGAUGAAAGCGUGGACGGCGCACGAGCACGACACGACGCUGUCUUGUUGUCGGACCCUGCACGUCAAACAUGCUGCGUACGCCAGCGCCCUCUAUACGUUGAAUAUAUCAAUACUAGUGGUGCUGUUAUAUAGUUGGAGAAUCGGAGUCAAUGCCAAGAGAUACAAAGAGCUGGACGAUGUAUAUUAUGGUGUACAGAUAGCAUAUUUUGCAAUAAUAGGGACGCAGAUGUUCAUGAUCGUCCUCAGUAUAUUCUUAUUCUAUGGAAUUUAUAAAGAAAAUAUCGCAUUCCUAGUGCCUUGGGUGGUAGGGUGCAUGACUUUCAUGGCCCUCGAGGCUAUGGCCAUGGUAUACUCCAACAUACUUAGAGAUCACAUUAAUAAGCAAUUCGACGCCAUGUGUAAGGCGGAGAUAUCUUUUUUAAUACCAAGGAUAUUUUUGAAUUGUUUAUGCAUAUGGUGCGUGCUGCGCCUCUACCACCUCCUCCGCGCCGGAGUGACGUGGAAAGGCGCGGCGGCCAUCGAGCUGUGACUAAUGCCACCCGCCCAGCUGCCAAACUCCAGAGAAGAUUCCAGAAACGCGCCCUGCGAGUCCUCCUUGUUGCUAGGCAACGCGGAGAGCGACACUGACGCGAGUCUGCACUCCCUCUGACGUCACACGAAGUAUUUAUGUGUCAUGUUGCUUGCCUCGAGAGUUUACUUGCAAGUACAAAAUGGACUUGUCCGGUUGCAUUCGUUUAUGUUGCAGUGUUUAGAAUGGUUCUUACAGAGCACCUCUUCCCUGAAAACUGAUCAUAAAAGUGAAGUCACAUAUGGCUGUGCUGCGCGCACCGCAGGCGCUUAUCAAAUUAUAUUGUAUGGUUCUAUGUAUCCCUGCGCACACGCCCGCGCCUCCGUCGCCACAGGACCGGAUCAAAUGCGACCAGUGCGGCGA